Molecule: messenger RNA, 1059 nt
Organism: Saccharomyces mikatae IFO 1815
Lineage: Eukaryota; Fungi; Ascomycota; Saccharomycetes; Saccharomycetales; Saccharomycetaceae
Gene: DUS4
Product: tRNA dihydrouridine synthase
Exons: 1
Coding region: 1-1059 (352 amino acids)
Biological process (GO): tRNA processing
Molecular function (GO): flavin adenine dinucleotide binding; tRNA dihydrouridine synthase activity
Source: RefSeq, a predicted model, not a curated record
AUGCCGACAAUGCCUACUUUAUCUGACGAUAUAGUGAUACCGAAGCCGAAACUUAUUACUAGAGAAACAGACCCACUACAUAUAAUAAAAACAAGGCAGAAAACACAUGGUAGACCUGUGACCAUUGCUGGCCCGAUGGUUCGAUAUUCCAAACUACCAUUUCGUCAGCUAUGCCGGGAAUAUGAUGUUGAUAUAGUUUAUUCUCCCAUGAUUUUAGCAAGAGAGUAUGUGCGUAAUGAGCAUGCAAGAAUUUCAGACUUUUCUACAAAUAGUGAAGACACUCCAUUAAUAGUCCAAGUUGGUGUAAACAACGUUGCCGAUUUACUUAAAUUUGUGGAAAUGGUUGCCCCUUAUUGUGAUGGCGUGGGUAUCAACUGUGGGUGUCCCAUAAAGGAACAAAUCCGAGAAGGCAUUGGCUGUGCCUUGAUAUACAACCCAGGGUUAUUGUGUGAUAUGGUUCGUGCUGUCAAAGGUAAAUAUGGCGACAAACUGAGAAUCGAAACAAAAAUAAGAAUACAUGAGGAGUUGAACGAAACAGUAAAUUUGUGUCGAGAAUUAUGUGAGGCAGGUGUGGAUUGGAUUACAAUCCAUGGUCGAACACGUAGAACUAGAUCAUCGCAGCCAGCUAACCUUGAUGCAAUAAAGUAUAUAAUCGAGAACAUCAGGGACAAAAAUGUGCCUGUCAUAGCCAAUGGAGACUGUUUCAAGUUAUCUGAUCUGGAAAGAAUCACUACGUACACUGGUGCAUCUGGUGUUAUGGCUGUGCGUGGAUUAUUAAGCAAUCCGGCCUUAUUUGCAGGGUAUGAAACCUGCCCGUGGGGCUGCAUUGAAAAGUUUUGGUAUUGGGUUUUAGAGUUCGGUGGCUUACCUUUUCAAUUGACCCUGCACCAUCUAUAUUGCAUGCUUGAGAGCAUGGACUUGAGGAAACCACUUUUAAAAGAGAUGAUGAAUCUUAAAAAUUACAUCAGUUUGAUAGAUUGGUUUGAUAAAACCUUUUACUUCAAGCGCUUCGGCGAAGAUGAAUUCGGUAAGGCUGUCGAAAUUCCUUAUAAAAACUAA